GCGGCAUUGGAGCUGUGUGUACGUGAAGCAGCGAGAGAAAGAUUUGGGAAGCCGUCUGGAGACUUUCAGCUGCGCUGUGGCGAAAAUAAUGGCCUAGCCACUCCAGUGUCCUCAUGCGCUCGUUUCAGGUUAUAAGCAGAGGUAAGACGUUCUGCUACCACUGAUACUCCUGAGGAACAGCAGCAGCAUCCACCCCUCCACCCCCACCUCCCAGCAGACUCCGGCAGCGGAUCAGGAUGGAGGCAUCGUUCGGCCCUGCCUUCUCAGCCGUGCCCGCUGGAGCUAAAGCAGAAGCGUCCAGCACCUACAAGCAGCACAGAAGAACUCCUUCCUCCUCCAGCACUCUAACCUACUCCCCCCGGGAUGAUGAUGAUGGAAUGCCGCCAAUUGGUACUCCUCGGAGGUCAGAUUCGGCCAUCUCAGUCCGAUCUCUCCAUUCAGAGUCCAACAUGUCUCUGCGAUCCACUUUCUCUUUGCACGAAGAGGAAGAAGACACGGAGCCCCAGGUGUUUGCCGAACAGCCGUCAGUCAAACUGUGCUGCCAGCUGUGCUGUAACGUCUUCAAGGACCCCGUCAUCACCACAUGUGGGCACACCUUCUGCAGACGAUGUGCCUUGACUUCAGACAAGUGCCCGGUGGACGCGGCUAAGCUAACGGUCGUGGUGAACAACAUCGCGGUCGCCGAGCAGAUUGGAGAGCUGUUCGUCCACUGUAAAUACGGCUGCAGGGCCACAAACAGUGGUGCAGGAGCAGCCGGAGCCUCUCCCUCCACGGUGGCUGGGAAGCCCGGAGCGUACGAGGUGGAUCCGCUGGGCUGCCCGUUCACCAUCAAACUGUCCACACGCAAAGAACAUGAGGUCAGUUGUGACUACAGGCCAGUCCGCUGCCCUAACAACCCCUCCUGCCCCCCUCUGCUCACCAUGAACCUGGAGGCUCACCUCAAAGAGUGUGAGCACAUCAAGUGUCCCCACUCUAAAUAUGGAUGUACGUUCAUUGGUAACCAGGACACAUAUGAAACACACCUGGAGGUGUGUAAAUUUGAAGGGCUGAAGGAGUUUCUGCAGCAGACUGAUGACAGGUUCCAUGAGAUGCAGCUGACUCUGGCCCAGAAGGACCAAGAUAUUGCUUUCCUGCGCUCCAUGUUGGGCAAACUGUCUGAGAAACUAGAUCAACUAGAGAAGAACCUGGAGCUCAAAUUCGAUGUGUUGGAUGAGAACCAGAGCAAACUGAGCGAGGACCUGAUGGAAUUUCGUAGAGAUGCAUCCAUGCUUAACGAUGAACUGUCCCACAUCAAUGCCAGGCUUAACAUGGGAAUCCUUGGCUCUUACGACCCCCAGCAGAUCUUCAAGUGCAAGGGGACAUUCGUCGGCCACCAGGGUCCCGUCUGGUGUCUGUGUGUCUACUCCACCGGAGACCUGCUCUUCUCCGGAUCCUCAGAUAAGACCAUCAAGGUUUGGGACACCUGCACCACCUACAAGUGUCAGAAAACCCUUGAAGGUCAUGAUGGCAUCGUACUGGCACUGUGCAUCCAGGGUAACCGGCUAUACAGCGGCUCUGCAGACUGCACCAUCAUCGUGUGGGACAUCCAGACCCUGCAGAAAGUCAAUACAAUCCGUGCCCAUGAUAACCCUGUGUGCACACUGGUCUCCUCCCACAACAUGUUGUUCAGUGGCUCCCUCAAGGCCAUUAAGGUGUGGGACAUUGUGGGUACGGAGCUGAAGCUGAAGAAGGAGCUGACUGGUCUGAAUCACUGGGUUAGAGCACUGGUCGCCUCGCAGAACCACUUGUACAGCGGCUCAUAUCAGACCAUCAAGAUUUGGGACAUCCGCUCUCUGGAGUGUGUUCACGUCUUGCAGACCAGCGGGGGCAGCGUGUACUCCAUCGCCGUUACCAACCACCACAUCGUCUGCGGCACUUACGAGAACCUCAUUCAUGUGUGGGAUAUUGAGUCUAAAGAGCAGGUGCGGACCCUGACAGGUCAUGUGGGGACAGUUUACGCUCUUGCUGUCAUCUCCACCCCUGACCAGACCAAAGUGUUCAGCGCCUCCUAUGACCGCUCGCUCAGGGUGUGGAGCAUGGAUAACAUGAUCUGUACCCAGACUCUGCUCAGACACCAGGGCAGUGUGACGGCUCUGGCUGUGUCCAGAGGACGUCUCUUCUCCGGAGCUGUGGACAGCACCGUCAAGGUGUGGACGUGCUAAACAAACUGUUAACUGUGCAGGAGUCCAGUCAACUUUUGGUGACAGACGGACUCUACAGACGGCAACCUUUUCCACACGAUUCUUCCGUUCUUUUGAUUGUGAAUUUAACGGCCACAGACCAGUAAUUACCGCCAAUUCAGGAUCAAGCCGCAUCAAGAAAAACUCUUUUACUAAAUGUUUGCUUUUCAAACUUAAAAAAAAAGAAAAUCCUCAGACACCUCGACACCCCGAUCAUAGGGGGGUCAAAGGGGUCAAACUCGUGGUGUUUGUGACCUUAUUAAGCAGUGCAUUAUGGGGCAAAACAAGACAAAAAGCUGCCUUACGGUCGCACCGAUCAACGCACAGCGCCAUAGCACGGUUGACUGGACGUUGCAACCCUGUAAUCAGAACAGGAAGCAGAGGGGGAUUACGGUUGUUAAAGUUUUUGGACUGAUGAUGGUCCCGCCUGCUUCCUGUGGACCCACCUGCCACUUAAGAACUGUACUGAUGAUGCCUAAUGCAUACUGUUAGAAUACGUCUAAAGGCUGGUUUCACAAACAUGGACUGACACCAUACUUACAUUAGGACACCUGUUUAUGUUAUACACAGCUUCCCUAAAGUCAUUUUCUCUCAAGAGAAAUUUCAGAUUAAAAGUCGACGAAAAUUUUAUAGGAGAACGUAUAUCUAAUUGUCAUCGACGACUCCGCAAAAACUCCCACUUGCUUCCAUAUGUUGGUCAAAAGUCAGCUGCUUAAAGUCCCAGUUCCACACAACAUAUGUAGCAUGUUCACAAGUGACAAAAUAAUGUAUACACAUAUAAGUCAGUGUGCAGACAAUAAAACGGUUGAUCUUUGAGAGCUGCAGUACUCAGAGGAAACACACAAGCUGCUCACCACUACAUCUUACAUGUUUUGAAGGAUUUUAUUUAAAGAUUUAAUUAUUAAAGGACCAGUGUGUAAGAUUUAGUGCCAGCUAGUGAUGAUGUUGCAUUUUGCAACCAACUGCAAGCAUGUUGAACAUAUUGUGGGGCUGCAAAAAACACAAGUUCCUCUCCAGAGCUAGUAUUUGGUUUGCCCGUUGUGGGCUACUGUAGAAACAGGGCGGUGCAACAUGGUGGCCUCUGUCAUAAAGGACCCGCUCCCUAUGUAGAUAUUAAGGGCUCAUUCUAAGGUAAUGAAAACACAAUUAUUCUUAUUUUCAGGUGAAUAUACACUGAUCAAAACAUACUUACGAAUGUUAUAUUCCAUUUUUCAAAGUCUGGUCUGCUAGAGGCUCUAAAUUCUACACACUGCUCCUUUAAAUCCUUAAAUGUUGGAAAAUGUUUUUCUUUGUCUUUUUUAAAUAUAAUUUGUACGCCAGUGUUGCAAUUUAAGUUACAUUAGUGUUUUAUUAGUGUUUGUAAUUUCAGAACGAUAAAGUAUUUUUUUUUGUUUGUUUGUUUUGUAGUAACAGCAAAAACAGGAAUACUAUUGACAUUUAGUUUGCUGUGUGGAGCUGGGACUCAACUCUUCUGUUUUCCCAAUGCUGAGAUUAUAGCAUUGACAGUCAAUACUGCUCAGUUAAAUUCUGCCUUCACACUUUGUGGUUUGUUAAACAGUGUAAAUCUGCGUGUGGUUCUCAGUGUAGAUUUUACAGUGCCACAAUUGAGAAACCGAUCAUGUAAAUGAAGUGUUAGCUUCACUUGAAUGGCUACUAUUGCUAACACACUGAUAGGCCUGUCACAAUAAUUAACAACUUAUGGCACAAUAGUGUAAUUAUCAUCAUCAUGUCUAUAUAUUGACUUCAUUUCUUGACCCCCUGUUAUAAUGCUAUUAUAUUAUCAUUAUAUCAGUGGUAUAUAAUGAUCUUCAAGUGAUAAUAUCGUUUAUUAUUUCGAUUAUUUCUGAGACGAUAUAUCGUCCAACAAAAGUAGUUAUUGUGACAGGUCUACACACUGACUGAGUAGCUGUACUAGUACAUUUGGAGCUUUUAAUAGACGAUGUCUGGAGGAAGUCUGUUUAUAGUAUUUGUAUAAAGUGACACUCCUCUGAAAGACUGAAACAGGUUUUAAAAACACGUUUUUCUUCCUCCUCCUCGUCCAUUAUGGUCGUCAGUCAGCUCAGCUCUGUGAAACCAGCCUUUAUAAGACAUUUUACUAAGUGAACACUUUAAACAAAAUGACAGAUCUAUAGAUUUCCUGAGUUUUAUAUUAGUGCCAUGAUAGAGCUGUAUGCAGAGCCACCCAACUGUUGUAUAAUUGUAUAAAAUAACAGCCUGGACGUGUGCCCAUGAGAAUGACUCACACUGGCCUAUACAACAGAGAGGGACAUGAGGGGAGAGAGAGAGAGAGAGGAAGACAGUUUGUGUGUAUGGAUGUGUCUGGUGUGUGUGUCUGUUGUGUGUAUGUGUGUUUCAAUGAGUGCCAUAUGUGUGGAUGAAAAGUAAGAGUAGGCUGUAACGAUGAUGUGACAGAUUGUCUCUUUCUUCUCCGCCCUCCCUGAUCUCUUAACUUUUACCGGUUCAAAUGAAGGUAACACAGAUUUAACACUGAUUGUUUGUUUCAUGAGCUCUGUCGCAUCUGUAACACUCGAUGGAUUUAUCCCUCAGUAGGUAGCGAAGGCAGGCAAGUGUAAUUAACCUCACAACUCCCAGAGGCCAAAGCAGAGAAAGUGCCAUGAGCUAAAGUGAACUCCUGCUUUUCCUAAAUUAUGUUUGAGCACCCAUAUUGGGUCGAAAAUAGCAGUCUGUAGCAAGUAGCAACACGUCUAUACUGACCCACAUCAGACUUGAUGAAUAUGUUUGGGAGGGUAGAUUUUCAGUUGUAUGAGAUCAUGCAAACCCGCAGCAAAUUAAGACAGAUUUUUACAGAUGUUCAAAGAAGUGUUUUGCUUUCGUUUUAAAUGCAGAUCUGGCCACCACUUAGCCUUGGUAAGAAAGGUAAAGGAGGGGACGAGUGCAAGUGUCUUCACUGGUCAAUGAUUUUCUUGUAUACUUGUAAUCAUGUAAGCCUGAGUUGAUCAUUGAUCAAUAAAACUGUUGUACACAU
Molecule: messenger RNA, 5205 nt
Organism: Scomber scombrus (Atlantic mackerel)
Lineage: Eukaryota; Metazoa; Chordata; Actinopteri; Scombriformes; Scombridae
Gene: traf7
Product: TNF receptor-associated factor 7
Exons: 22
Coding region: 237-2201 (654 amino acids)
Biological process (GO): Notch signaling pathway; ribosomal large subunit assembly
Cellular component (GO): nucleolus
Molecular function (GO): protein binding
Source: RefSeq, a predicted model, not a curated record